AUGGGCCCGCGAAAGCGUGUUUCCACUGGUGGCGCCAGCCGCGCGCAGCCUGCCAAGAGGCAGGCCGCUUCGCUGGACACGGUGAGCCCGCUGGGCGGGGAGGCCAGCCGGCCCGACGUGUGCUCGGCCUUCGUGAUGCACCCUUGGCUGAGCAAGGUGCUUGAACGAUUCGAUGCUGAAUGGAAGGAACACCAGGACGUGGUGGCUAUCUUGGACAACUUUUUCCCGACCAAAGAGAGCCAGCUUGAAUGGGGGAAGAGCCUGUCACAGCUCUUCCCGCCCGAAGAUGGCGUCCAGUACUUGAGCGAGUGGGCGGCCUCAUCAGGCGGCGAAGUCUUUCUGCGCCCCUUUCAGCCUUCCUGGCACCGGCAAGCUGGAAACAAGGGGUGGGUCAGCAUGGACCACUUCCGCAACCUCCUCCAGCUGAUCCUGGCGAAAGGGUUUGUGACCGAUGCCAAGAUCCCCGGGACCGAGAUGCCAGUUGUUCAGGAGCACAGCCUGGCGCUCUUCAGUGAGAACGAUCGGGGUGUGGACGUGUUCCUGCCUGCCAUCGAGACUGAAGUUUUGCCUGGCUUCUCCGUGUCAUGCGUCAAGGGCUGGACACGAGGAGUGGCCAUGCAUAUGACUAUCAAGCUGGCGAUGGAGACUGGCAUCCUCGAUCAAUAUCUACAGUUCCUCGGCCCUCGCGUCAGCGGGUUCAGCACCUUGCACGCGAUUCACCACUUGCGCCAGUCGGGGGAUGACAUUGUCGAUGUCAACCGAGGCAUGGGGCCGUUCUUUCAUUGCUUGCUACCCAAAGUCUAA
Molecule: messenger RNA, 804 nt
Organism: Effrenium voratum
Lineage: Eukaryota; Dinophyceae; Suessiales; Symbiodiniaceae
Source: the annotation of a GenBank genome assembly